AUCCAUGCAGUGCUUCUAAACUGUAUUAUUUUGCUUAGUUUUGUUUAUAUUUAACGUAUAAGGUAUACUAAAUGUUUAUGAACGUCGGAAUGAAGAGGUUUGUUAGUUAUAUAUUUUUUUAUUCAGGACAAAACAAGAAUCGUUAUUUGUUAGGUUACCUCAUGUGGCGUAUCCUGACAGGAAGACAAGAUUCUAUCGAAUAUCUUAUGCAAGUUCCCGGUCACGCAAAAUGUUUGGUAGAUGCUGGAUUUGGCCAUUUAAAGAAGCUUUACAGAAGAUCGAACAUAGAGACCAUGGACCAGCUUGGAGACGUUGUACGUUUGUCGUCUGCGACCAAUCAAGAAGUUCGGUAUCCAGCAUGGCGGUGGGCUGACUGGAAGAGUUACCUAACUCCAAUGUUCAAAUCAGUUCAUGGAAUAAGGAAGCACCAGUCUUUUAGUAUGACAAUAGACGAACCUGGUGUCGUUACCAUGCAAACUGGAAAAAAUACACCGGAAGUUAAGGUUAACAUCUGUACUGGUAUCCGUGUGAAUGAUGGUAGAUCUACUAUGCUUCAACCAAAAGGACAGAGCAGACAACGAGUUGAAUACCUGUAUAAAAAUGUCAGAAAAUACCUGAAUCCUGCCAAUAUGGAUAUCACGUGCCCGCAACCAGCGCCACGAUAGAUACGUUUUGCCAUAUACAGACUUGUAUUUAAAAUGAGUUGAAGUACUGCAAUUAUUAUUGAGCAAUUUUGAGCAGGAAAGAUUUUUAAAAUGGCGUGUAUUUCAUCAUUAUUUGAAUAUAUUAAAUUUUGUCAUAUAUCUGGUAAAUUUAUAAAUUUGCUAGAAAUAUUCCACCAAUUCAGUGUCGAGUAAUUAUUCAAUCAAGAAAUCCACUUUUUGAAAGGUAAACUAUUUCAAUAUUAUUGAUAGAGCCUUUAAGUUAAUGUUUUAUAUUCUAAUGAUAUGGUUUAAGAUUAAAACAAACAAUUAUGCAUGCAA
Messenger RNA from Mercenaria mercenaria, 983 nucleotides. RefSeq lists its product as uncharacterized. The record is from RefSeq and is a predicted model, not a curated record. Bases 72 to 665 code for a protein of 197 amino acids. NCBI's taxonomy places the organism in Eukaryota, Metazoa, Mollusca, Bivalvia, Venerida, Veneridae. The transcript has 3 exons.